CGCGGGCGGAGCGCUGGCGGCAGCCUCAGUUGGGUCGGGGCUGCCAGGUGAGGUUUCCCUGGCGUCCCAGCCUGGCGCGCGCACGUCCCCGCUGCUUGCGGUUCUAGGCGCUGCUGGAAAGGAAUAAUGCUGUCAGCAUGUCUGCACACACCAUGCUUUGUGAACGAAUCGCCAUAGCCAAGGAACUGAUCAAGAGAGCAGAAUCGCUUUCUAGGUCAAGAAAAGGUGGCAUUGAAGGUGGUGCAAAGUUGUGCAGCAAGUUGAAGGCUGAAUUAAAAUUUUUACAGAAAGUAGAAGCUGGGAAAGUAGCUAUUAAGGAAUCCCAUUUACAGAGCACUAAUUUAACGCACCUAAGAGCUAUAGUGGAAUCAGCAGAAAACCUGGAAGAAGUUGUUAGUGUUCUUCAUGUUUUUGGUUACACAGAUACCGUGGGAGAAAAGCAGACCCUUGUGGUGGACGUUGUUGCAAAUGGUGGUCAUACUUGGGUGAAAGCCAUUGGCCGGAAGGCUGAAGCUCUGCAUAAUAUUUGGCUGGGCAGGGGCCAGUAUGGUGACAAAAGCAUCAUUGAGCAAGCUAAAGACUUUCUUCAGGCCAGUCACCAGCAGCCAGUGCAGUAUAGCAACCCUCAUAUCAUCUUUGCAUUUUACAACAGUAUCUCCAGCCCCAUGGCAGAGAAGCUGAAAGAAAUGGGCAUAUCUGUGAGAGGAGACAUAGUAGCAGUUAACUCUCUGUUAGAUUACCCUGAAGAGCUCCAACCCAGUGAGAGUGAAUCAGAUGACGAGAGCCCUGAACGUUUCCAGGUGACCAGAGUAGACCGGAAAAAUAUACUAGCAAGCGUUGCAUUUCCAACAGAGAUUAAGGUUGAUGUGUGCAAAAGAGUAAAUCUGGACAUUACUACUUUAAUCACAUAUGUAUCUGCCCUCAGCUAUGGAGGUUGCCACUUUAUCUUUAAAGAAAAAGUGCUAACAGAACAAGCAGAACAAGAGAGGAAAGAGCAGGUUCUACCCCAGCUUGAGGCAUUUAUGAAGGACAAGGAGCUGUUUGCUUGUGAAUCUGCUGUCAAGGAUUUUCAGUCUAUUCUAGACACUUUAGGAGGACCUGGGGAGAGAGAGAGGGCCACUAUGCUAAUUAAGCGAAUUAAUGUGGUGCCAGACCAGCCUUCCGAGCGAGCCUUGGGACUAGUGGCCAGUUCAAAAAUCAACAGUCGUUCAUUAAUGAUUUUUGGGACAGGAGAUACCCUAAAAGCCAUCACAAUGACUGCCAAUAGUGGUUUUGUGAGAGCUGCCAACAACCAGGGUGUUAAAUUUAGUGUGUUUAUUCAUCAGCCCAGAGCACUUACUGAGAGCAAAGAGCCUCUAGCCACCCUCUUACCAAAAGGCUACAGAACUGACACUGAACACUGAAAUAUGUUAUUUAUACCAAAGGUUGGGUCUUACCAUCUUAAUUGGAGUGGGGAGAAAGGUCUUUAGUAAAAAUAAUAACUUAGAAUUCAAACCAGUAGAGUUGAUUUGCAGAGAGACCACAGGAGACAAACUUAUUUACAGUAAUUAAAAACAGAAGAACAUCUAUGUAAAGCUUUUAGCUGUAUCACAAUGCUUUUGUUUCAAUAGGGCUGCAAAGCUCCCUACUGGUAAUCACAUUUCAUGGAAUAUGGCUACACUGCAUCUUGCAUUAAACACCUGGAGAAAACUGAA
Messenger RNA from Miniopterus natalensis, 1694 nucleotides. It is a transcript of the gene C10H7orf25, whose product is annotated as chromosome 10 C7orf25 homolog. The record is from RefSeq and is a predicted model, not a curated record. Lineage: Eukaryota; Metazoa; Chordata; Mammalia; Chiroptera; Miniopteridae.